AUGGCCGCCGCCACCACUUUCUGGGACUUCACCACCAAGGACAAGAAGGGCGCUGACAAGCCUCUGUCCGAAUACAAGGGCAAGGUCGUCCUCGUUGUCAACACUGCCUCCAAGUGCGGUUUCACUCCCCAGUUCGCUGGCCUCGAGAAACUGUACAAGGACAUCACUGCUGCCCACCCCGAAGACUUCGUCAUUCUCGGCUUCCCCACCAGCCAGUUUGCUAGCCAGGAGGGCAGCAACGAUGACAUCCAGGAGUUUUGCCAGAUCAACUACGGUGUCACCUUCCCCAUCCUAGCCAAGACCGAGGUCAAUGGCGAGAAGCCUGAGCCCGUCUGGGAGUGGUUGAAGAAUGAGCAGGCCGGUGUCCUCGGCAUCAAGCGUGUCAAGUGGAACUUCGAGAAGUUCCUCAUUGGCCGUGACGGCAAGGUCAAGGGCCGCUGGGCUUCUACCACCAAACCCGAGGCUCUUGAGAAGCAAAUCAAGGAGCAGCUUGCCGUCCCCAAGAAGGAAUAA
Messenger RNA from Xylaria bambusicola, 513 nucleotides. Its product is annotated as peroxiredoxin HYR1. The coding region runs from base 1 to 513 and encodes 170 amino acids. The transcript is spliced from 4 exons. The record is from RefSeq and is a predicted model, not a curated record. Gene Ontology annotation, biological process: response to oxidative stress. Gene Ontology annotation, molecular function: glutathione peroxidase activity. Lineage: Eukaryota; Fungi; Ascomycota; Sordariomycetes; Xylariales; Xylariaceae.